UACGGUACAACAUUGCACAGCGGGGAUUGCCGUAUCCGCGUAGCAGAGAAUCCCGGCCGCCAAUGAAGACCCGACUUCUUCCGUUCAACGGCUUUUCGAGCGGAAUUUCCAAAUUAGAAUAUAUUUAGAUAUUUAAUUGCACUUUCUUCUCAACUACGCACAACCAACAACGAAUCUCUUCAGAGCAACUACUUGACAUUUCUUUUUCGAAAAUUUUCAGCUCACCGGAAUUUGAUGAGCUUCUCUGUAUCAGGAAAUGAUGAUCUUCUGUAAGUGUUAGGGAUUUUUGGGAUUUUUUUUUGGUUUGGUUUGGUGUUCGAUGGAUACAGCGGGAACUCAUAGGCAAUCGUUCGGUCAGACGGAGAUUAAUUGGGACAAGCUUGACAAAACUAAGUUCUACCUUGUUGGAGCUGGAAUUUUUUCUGGAGUUACAGUGGCACUUUAUCCCAUUUCAGUUGUGAAGACCAGGCUGCAAGUUGCUUCACAUGAGUCCAUAGAAAGAAGUGCUGUUUCUGUCAUCAAAGGCCUACUAAAAACGGAUGGGAUUCCUGGUCUAUAUAAAGGUUUUGGCACUGUCGUGACAGGAGCAAUACCUACCAGAGUUAUAUUUCUUACCGCAUUAGAGACAACCAAAGCUGCUGCUUUCAAGAUGGUGGAACCAUUCAAAUUGUCAGAGCCAACACAGGCAGCUAUAGCAAAUGGGGUUGCUGGCAUGAUGGCAUCUCUUUGUUCACAAGCUGUAUUUGUUCCAGUUGAUGUGGUUAGUCAAAGAUUAAUGGUGCAAGGGUAUUCUGGCCAUGCGACCUAUAACGGGGGCUUGGAUGUUGUGCGCCAAAUUAUAAAGGCUGAUGGGGUUCGUGGAUUUUAUAGAGGCUUUGGUCUCUCUGUUAUCACUUAUUCUCCAACCAGUGCUGUCUGGUGGGCUAGUUAUGGUGCAAGCCAACGCUUCAUCUGGAGACUCUUGGAUGAUAGCAUUUCAGCUCCAAGCGAAGAGAAGAUCAUGGCGGUUCAAGCUGCUGGGGGGAUUUUUGCUGCUGCAACUGCAUCAUGCAUAACAACCCCAAUGGACACCAUUAAAACCCGCCUUCAGGUGAUGGGCCAUGCAAAAAGACUCAGCACAAGGCAAGUAGUUAAAAGUUUGAUUGCUGAUGAUGGAUGGACUGGAUUUUAUAGAGGACUGGGCCCAAGAUUUUUCAGCAUGUCUGCUUGGGGAACCUCAAUGAUUCUGGCCUAUGAAUAUCUAAAACGCAUGUGUGCAAAAGAUGAAUAGACUCAUCAACCCUGUCCCGUUAAGUUACUUUUCCUCAGUAGGUGACACAGAUUUCUUUCACACUGUCCAUAGAGAGACACGCUGCUGAAGAUAUAGUAGAUAUGUUAAACUUUUGCAGAUAAACAAGACAGCUUGGCUAUAGAAUCUGAUCAUUCUGCCAAACUACUGAAAACGUUGAUGCCAUAAUUCUUUUCUGGAGGAUUACACAUUAUAAUUAUUACAUUGAAGCAACCUCAGAGUGUAAUAUUGUAUUCUUGAUCCAUUCUUGACCGAAGAAGGGAACUUAAUGUAACUGUACCUAAUGUAAUUGUACUUCUGAGUCCAAAUUAUUUGUGUUGCUGCUCAACCUUCAUUUGUCAGGAA
Molecule: messenger RNA, 1633 nt
Organism: Sesamum indicum (sesame)
Lineage: Eukaryota; Viridiplantae; Streptophyta; Magnoliopsida; Lamiales; Pedaliaceae
Biological process (GO): transmembrane transport
Source: RefSeq, a predicted model, not a curated record